Messenger RNA from Naegleria gruberi, 1308 nucleotides. RefSeq lists its product as uncharacterized. Bases 1 to 1308 code for a protein of 435 amino acids. The record is from RefSeq and is a predicted model, not a curated record. The transcript has a single exon. Lineage: Eukaryota; Heterolobosea; Eutetramitea; Acrasida; Naegleriidae.
AUGCCAAUCAAUGAAAUACGUAAAAACGUCAAGGCCAAUCAAGAGACUACUUUCACAACCAAGUCUUCAUCUCUUGAUUCGAAUAUGCCAACUAGGCGAAAGAUUGUAAAGUAUUUGAGACUAAUCUUGUUGAUAGGAUUCAUUAUCAACUUUUUAUCUUUCAUUUCAAUUGCUAUUAUUUCAAUAUUAUCUUUUCAAAGUUCUAAUUUUUCAUUAUCAACUGCCAUAUACAAAUAUGGAAAUGCAUAUUUGGGUUAUGAUGAAAUGGAAUUGGCAGAAUUUUUAGUAUUACUGACAAGAAAGGAGAAAUUCAUUCAAAGAUAUUAUCAUUCAAAGAAUGAAUUGAAUAGUUCACUUUCGUAUGCUUUUCAAAUAAUUUCGAAUGAAAAUUCUUCUUGGAUUCCAACUCACGAAUGGUUCCAAAUUGAAAAUCACGUAAUGGAACUAGUCAAGAGUGGAAACUAUUCUCAAGCUUACUCAGUUUCAACUUCUCCAGAACACAAACUAGCAGAUCUUCGAUUUAUCCAAUUUUUAGAUUCAGUUCUCGCUCAAUUAUUCCAAAUCAGUGAAACAAAAGAAGCAGAAUAUAUGAAAUACACAACUAUUGAUCUGGUUGUGGUGAUUCUCUGUUUAGGAAUUGCCAUUCCAAUUGUUUUAUUAAUUUUCAUUGGAGUUAUUAAAUUGGAUCGAGAUUCAAAGAAGAGAUUGGAGAAGGCAAGGGCAGUUUCGGUUAUUCAUUCGAUUUCUGAUCCGUUUCUGAGACCCAAGUUUAGAAAAUGUGUUGAGAAUGAUGAGUUGGUGUGUUUUGAAUUCUUGGAGAAUGUUCAAUUGUUUAAGGAGAAGAAGAGAUCUAUUCAUUCGACUAUUCAGUCGAUUCUAGACGAAAUGAAAAAAGAAAUGAUACCUAAUGAUGAAGAGGAUGAUGCUAGUUCAUUGAAUGGAAUUAGCCCACUAACCCUUUCUCCUGAUUUAUUCUUACAAAUCAAGUCAGAAGAUGAUCAAAUUAAGGCAAUUGACAUUUACAAUCGUUUUCUCAAUCCUAAAGAAAAUCAGAAACACAUCAAAUAUAAGAAUCAUGAAAAGAUUUUGGAGGAAAUUAAUCAUCAGAGUAAUCAAGACCUGUUGUCCACUGUAUUCGAUCAGGUACAAAUUGAAAUUGCUAAAAAGCUCAUCAAAUCUCAUGAAUUAUUCUCCAAAUCUCAAUCUUUCUCCACUCAAGACAUUGAAGACCAAUUGCUUUCCUAUAGAUUUGAAUAUCUUUCAAUAUUCAAACCUGAAAAACGAAACAGUCUAUUCACAUCAAAGUAA